Molecule: messenger RNA, 1167 nt
Organism: Notodromas monacha
Lineage: Eukaryota; Metazoa; Arthropoda; Ostracoda; Podocopida; Cyprididae
Source: the annotation of a GenBank genome assembly
UGAUUGUUUUUGUCUCCGUAGAGGCCCCAAGUUAUGUCAUUCUCUUCUGGUCCAUAGUGAGUCGUGCAUGAUUUCGCACACUAGAUUAUGAGUGCGACUUCGCGAUCUGAACAUCGCGAAGUUCAUUGUCCAGCUAAUUUGUUGUCCGCCCAGAUUGCUGUUAAGAAUUCCAUCGCGAUCGGCUCUUCUCUUUUCAACUGGGCUAACGUGCCUGACCUUAAGUCGAUUGUCUCGGAUGCCGUAAGCUACGUUUUUGGGAAAACAGACUCCGGUGUUCCACCGCCGCUGACGACGGUGGUUGCAGUUUACUUCGAACUGGUUGAUCCGGUGGGAAGCUUCGUUCGCCGCCCGGUGAGCGCUGUAACGCCAAGUAUCACGCAGACCAAACCUCGAGAAGGUGCCUCAGGUUAUGUCCCGAAUGUCCAACUCUCUUGUGCGAAUCGGGAGAAGAAUAGGACUGUAUCCGGGAAAAGGCCUACUGCUAGGAAAGUUCUUUGUACAGGACUUAAGCCAGAAAUUGCAAGAGAUUUUCCGAAUGAUUGUAUAUCUCGGUUCGGACGUAAGAAUCGGCCGAGUUGCGACGAUCCGAUGGAAUUUUUCAAGCGAUGCAUCGAGGAACCGUAUUCGCUUGAGAAGCUUAUUCGAAUUUUUGAAGCCUUCUGCCUGUGCAGUCGGGAGGAAUUCAUGAAAUUGCUCCAUGAUCAAUCCUCGUCGAACUGGUUGUUCUUUUACCGACGAUUACUUCAGCAGUUGUCUCAACUUUUAAAACUUGGGAAUGGACUUCGGUUAGUGAAUGUUUGCAAUACGAAACCUGCGCUUCGGCCGUCAGCACCAUGUGACGAGCUUUACAGCCAAUCGAAUCGCAUUCGACUCCAGAAACCUGAAUUCGCUGAAUUCAAGAAAAAUGACCUUCAAAUUGCGCGGGAUGCAGUGAAGAAUAGCUCAGAAAAGAUCUGCAAGUAUGCUGGCUGUGAUGGAGGAGAUUUUACGUGGCCUUCUUCUGGAUCGACGCCCGUCGAUGACGGAUCGGUUAUCGAGAGCGAUCUUCUUUUGCGGAAUAUUUCAUCAAAUUGUCGAGAUAUUCUUCACAUUCCUAUGCGUUUGACUUCCGCGGACUUGAGCGCAGCCGAAGAUGUCCGCAUUGAAUUUCAAUUGACGAUGUUCUAA